AUGGUUCGAAAAGAUACAGCCGCCGUAGUUUGCGAAAUAUGUGGAGAUAAAUCAUAUGGAAGACAUUACGGAGUAUGGGCGUGUGAUGGAUGUAGUUGUUUCUUCAAGAGAAGUGUUCGAAAGAACAUCAUCUAUACUUGUAUAGCUGGAAAUUGGAGAUGUGUUGUGGAUAAAAGUAGGAGAAAUUGGUGUCCAGCGUGUCGAUUGGCAAAAUGUACAAAACUGAAUAUGAAUAGACUUGCGGUACAAAACGAACGAGGUCCUCGUAAACUUCGAUGUCUUCCGAUGCCGAGAAUCAAUCAUUUGAAUUCUUUUAAAUAUGACGUGACUUUUUCUAAGUCAGUUAUUUUGACAAGACAAUGCAUUCUUUUGAACUUCAUGACAUCUGAACAACGCAUGGAAGUUAUAGAAGAGAACUGUCAAUUCGUGUUUGCUCUUUUGAUUCUGCUCAGUGGAGAUGAAACGACGCUGCGAAAAUUUUCUGUAAGGUUCAUCCUUUUUUAUAUUUCGCCAAAUCAGUUAUUUGAGAAGAACAAAAACAUUCCGGAACGAGUACAAAGUGACGCUGAGCAGUUGAGACUCUUGGUUUGUAUUCUACUUUCUCAAUCUAAAUCAUCUCUUCUGAAGUUUGCUGCUCCACUGGCAAAUUUCUACAAAUUUUGUCUUUUUCACUAUUGUUAUCAAAAUGAUUCUGUCGCAUCUGCUUCUGUUCUCAUUUCUGCAGCCACUUGGCUUCACGAAAAUGAUUCUUGGGAUUUAUCCAGCCUACUUCGGAGCUCACCAGAACAUUUAAUCACUGAAGUUAUGAGUUCGGCUGACAAACUCUGA
Messenger RNA from Caenorhabditis remanei, 828 nucleotides. RefSeq lists its product as uncharacterized. The transcript has 5 exons. Lineage: Eukaryota; Metazoa; Nematoda; Chromadorea; Rhabditida; Rhabditidae. Gene Ontology annotation, biological process: cell differentiation; anatomical structure development; positive regulation of transcription by RNA polymerase II. The coding region runs from base 1 to 828 and encodes 275 amino acids. Gene Ontology annotation, molecular function: RNA polymerase II cis-regulatory region sequence-specific DNA binding; zinc ion binding; nuclear receptor activity. The record is from RefSeq and is a predicted model, not a curated record.